This is a messenger RNA of Carassius auratus (goldfish), 2912 nucleotides long. RefSeq names its product centrosomal protein of 95 kDa. The transcript has 16 exons. The record is from RefSeq and is a predicted model, not a curated record. Gene Ontology annotation, cellular component: spindle pole; centrosome. Bases 167 to 1990 code for a protein of 607 amino acids. NCBI's taxonomy places the organism in Eukaryota, Metazoa, Chordata, Actinopteri, Cypriniformes, Cyprinidae.
GUGCAGGAACACACUAUUGGAAAAAACGGAAGAAGAAGAAGAAGACGAGGAGGAGGAAGAGGAAGUUCUUCAAAAAUUUCUCUGUCAGUUUAUCUUCCUCAGCUGAAGGAGUUAAGUUAGAAAACUGAAUUAAAGUCUUGUGGUCUUUAAUCCUAAAAUCUGCUCGAUGGGACCCGAAGAGAGGGAUUGGCUGGACAUGGCAAACAAUGUUUUGUUGAAAUGUCACAUUAACCUGAGGCUGGAAAGGAUCUCGGAGUGUGAUGCAAAUGUGUUUGUGGCUUUGUAUGAGGCAAUCAUAGGAGAGAAAGUACCAGAUUAUGUAGCUGCAGAGCGCCAGGAAGAUGACAUCCACAAUAUGCAAUCUGUAAUUGACUCGUUGGCCUUAGACUACCUUCAGAUUAGUUUAUCUCACAUCACAGGUGAGAAUAUAGUUAGAGGAGAAAAAGAAUCUGUCAGAAACUUGUUGGAGAUUUUUGAUGGUCUGCUGGACUACCUCAUAGAUCAGCAGAGUGACGAGGAGCCUCAACUUAAAGGGUUCAAUGGAAAGACCAAUGCAGCUUAUCAGUCUCAAAAUCAGGACACGGGCAAGAUGCAGUGUCAGCCCUUAACCAUUCAGCUCAGAGAUAGAGAUGGUUCUUUGUAUUUGGGUACCCAGAGAAAUAAGGAGGCAGAGCAAGAACUGCAUGAUAUGUCAGAGAAGCUAUCUCGCCGUUUGGAGGAACUUGAUCUGAUGUUGCAGCGUGCUCUGAGUGAAAUUGGGGAGAUGUGUGAGCCAGGAGAGGAAGAUAAACAGUCUCAUCAUAGCGACAGCAUCAUGGAGUGUUUCAAAGUUAUGUCAAGUUCACGCCAUUCCAGAGCUCAUGCACACUCGUUGCCCCCCUUUCCUUCACAUGUACAGCACACUAUACAGCAAGAUGCUCUGACCAGAGACUCAUACAAUGCCAGUCAUAACCAGCAGCACCAUAGAAACACACAGUUCAUGGAAUCAAUCCGUAAAGAUGAAUUGAAGCAAUUAGUGCAGCAGGAGCAAACAGAUAUCACCACUGAGAGACUCAAUGUUCAGAAAACGGAGCUUGAAUACCACCAGGAAGUGUGUCGAAAUGCUCCUUCUGUUCACAGUUCCUGCACCAAGUCACCUUGCUCUCGAUCCUCCGGAGCUAAGCUCCAACACACAGCCAGAAAAGAGAGACAUUCUGUGAAAUUGAAGGACAACAAUCUUCUUCCCAUUCUGCUGGAGGAGUUUCAACGGGUGCAGCUCUCUCCUCAUACUUUGUCCUGUAUGUGGAAACAGCAGCUCCAACAGAUUGACCAACUCAGCUCCUCCCAAAACCAGAACAGACAGAAAGAAUCCAAACUUUUAAAACAACUAGAAGAAGCUCAGAAAAGACAUGGCAUGCUGGUGCAGAUAAUCCACAAAGAAAAAGAACACAACCGUCGCCUGAGAGAGUUCAAGGAGAGGAUCCAACAGCAGAAGUCAGCUCAGAAUAAGCUUAGAGAACAGAGGCAACAGGUUGCUCGUGCUAAAAAAUAUUACAGCGUCUAUCAUGUUCAGCUGCGUGCCAGACUGAUGCAAGCAAAAACACAAGAAGAGCGAAAGCUCAAGCAGAUCUUUGAAGAAGGAUUGGAAUUACAGAAAGCUCGUCUGAGAGAGCAGCGGGCAUAUUCUAAAGAACUGCGUCAGGAGAAUUACCACAAAUUCAAAGAUGAGAUUGAGGCCAUGGAGAACUACUACAGAGACCAGUUUUCUUUAUUGGCUGAAACCUUAGCCCAUGAAAGACAGGACAUACACAUUUGUAAGAAAGCACAGGAAAAGGCUCUGCAGAAAAUGAAAAGAGAGUUAAGAAAUAAGAUGGAGAAAGAGAUUGGUGAGCUGCAGAAUGUCAUCAUUCACAAUGAGGAAAAUAAUUAUUUCAGAGACUUGGAUGUGGAACGCUUACAGAAGCGUGUACAAAUGGCAUCUUUCCAGUACACCACCAGCUGUCAGCAGUAAUCACUAGCCAAUUAAGCUGUGAUUGAUGUUGAUCUCCUAUGUCUUGCAUACGUUAUUCUUUAGGUAGAUUACCUUGAAAUUAAGUAGAUGAAAUGUAAUUUGUGAACCGCUUGAGAUGUACUUGCAUAGCUCUACAUUACUGUAAUAUUGUUUUUAUCGUAUUUAAUGUCAUUUUAUAUUAAAUAUUUGUAUCAAUAUUCAUAUUUAAUACUGUUUCUCAGAAGUUGAUGAUGUAUCAGGUUUAACCAGUUUAUGUUGGAAGGUUGUUGGACUGUAAGUUUGUUCUAUAGGACAGCAUGUGCAAUCACUUUUCCCUUUGAAGAACUUUUUAAUGAGACUUCCAUUUUCCUUGACCUUAUUUCUAAGAAGCCUUUAAUUGUUUCUUACCUUGAAUAUGCUUAUAAAGUUAACUAGUGUCAAUACAAACAAAUCAUGAUGUCAUGUCAAAUCAUGUAUUUUGGUUUUCACAUCAAACUAAACAUUUUUCAAUGUCAUAACACUUAAUGCCAUGACUAUAUAUUGAAUCUCUAAUUUUAUGAAUUAGGUGUUGUUAUAAACACAAUUCGGUAACACUUUGUUUUAAGGUGUCCUUGUUAUGUGUUACAUUUACUUACUAUUAUAAUAAUUAAUUAUGCAUAAUAACAUGAAAGUAACUAUAAGCCAAACCCUAAUCCUAACCCUAACCUUUUAAUAAGUAUAUGUAGUUGAUUAAAAUUACUCAGUACUUAAAUGCAAAGUUUUACUGUAACAAGGACACCUUAAAAUAAAGUGUAGCCCAAAAUUAAUUUACAUAUAAACAAUCAGUCUCUAAUGUAAGGGAAAAUAUUAGGCCAAAAUGGAAAUAUUUAUUUACAUUUAUUAAUUUAGCAGACGAUUUUAUCCAAAGCGACUUACAGAUGAAGACAGUGGAAGCAAUCAAAAA